UAAGAGAUGGAGCUGAAAGGCUUUGAAGGGCUACGUAAAGAGCGCUUCGUUUGGCGGAAAGCCACUGUACGUGUGGACCAGAGAAACCACAAUGUGCCUUUCUUAACGUGCGCUUUUGAGCCCACCUUGUGCUUCAGACGAUCACCCCGGAAUGACCCUGUGUUCCAGUGUUCACGGAUCCUCCAUCUCCCUUGAAAACCAAGAGGCCGCGCUGGCGGAUUCCUAGCAAAAUCCCUCGCUGGCCAUCCUACCUUCCCCCAACCCCAACCUUCCUUCCGCGCUUGGGCCAUUUGUGGGUCAUCCAAGGCCGGGCAGGCAAGAUCGGGCAGCCCGGCUGCGCCCGGCCAGGCAAAACCACUGCCCAGCUGUCGCUAGAGGGAGGCAUGGUACAGAGAGACGGCAGGAGAAGGAGGCGGCGGCAGCAGCAGCCAGGAAAGCGGCUGCUGCUGGAGGAAGAGAGGGCAGGAAAGAGAAGCUUGACCCGGCGCUUGCCCAGGCUUCUUGGAUCCGAGCUGUAAGGGAGCGGUGGCGGGAGCAGCGCCUCCACCGAAACUUCGCGUCCCCCGGGAGGAAUAACAGCCGUCGAGCAAGUGGCGCCUGGAAAGGGCAGCCCGACCCGUCCUCGCCAAUCCUGCUUCCCUUCGCUCCGCUUUCAUUCUUCCCCUGCCCUGGGGAGCUGCACCUCCCGCCUUCCUCGGCUGGUCUGUGGUUUCCCUUGCUGGACGGCUCUCGCCGUGUAGCCAGCUGGGUCGGCAGGAUCGCCCAAAGGUAGGGAGGGAGGGGGGCGAUCGGAGGAGAAGCCCGCCUCUGCCUGCCUGCCUGCCUGCCUGCCUGCCUUCCCCUCCCUCCCCCCGCCAGCCAGGCAGCCGGGGAAGUACGAGGAAACCUGGCGGGAGCGCGACAGGGACGCGCCCGGAGGAGGAGAAGCGCCUCUGCCCUCCCAUCUCGCCGCCUUCCCGCCCCCCUCCCUGCCCCGCUUUUCCUCCUUCCCUUCCUGCCAGGCGCCAGCAGCAGCAACAGCAGCCAGCCGGGCUCAUGAUGGCUUCAACCACCACCUGCACCCGCUUCACCGACGAGUAUCAGCUCUUCGAGGAGCUGGGGAAGGGGGCGUUCUCGGUGGUGAGAAGAUGUAUGAAAAUCACUACGGGACAAGAAUAUGCUGCCAAAAUCAUCAACACUAAAAAGCUGUCAGCAAGGGAUCACCAGAAAUUGGAAAGAGAAGCUAGAAUCUGCCGCCUCUUGAAGCACCCAAACAUUGUGCGACUUCAUGACAGCAUAUCAGAAGAAGGUUUCCAUUACUUAGUCUUUGAUUUAGUCACUGGAGGUGAACUGUUUGAGGACAUUGUUGCAAGGGAGUAUUACAGUGAAGCAGAUGCAAGUCAUUGCAUUCAGCAGAUCCUGGAGGCUGUGCUCCACUGCCAUCAGAUGGGUGUAGUCCAUCGGGACUUGAAGCCCGAAAACUUGCUUCUAGCGAGCAAGUCCAAAGGAGCAGCUGUAAAACUGGCAGACUUUGGAUUGGCUAUAGAAGUGCAAGGUGAACAGCAGGCCUGGUUUGGUUUUGCUGGUACACCAGGAUACCUUUCCCCAGAGGUGCUACGAAAAGAUCCUUAUGGAAAGCCAGUGGACAUGUGGGCAUGUGGUGUUAUUCUCUACAUUCUUUUGGUGGGAUACCCUCCAUUUUGGGAUGAAGAUCAACACAGACUCUACCAACAAAUCAAGGCUGGUGCUUAUGAUUUUCCUUCACCUGAAUGGGACACGGUGACCCCAGAAGCCAAAGACCUUAUCAACAAAAUGCUUACUAUCAACCCUGCCAAACGUAUCAAUGCAACAGAGGCCCUCAAACAUCCAUGGAUCUGUCAACGUUCUACUGUUGCUUCCAUGAUGCACAGACAGGAGACUGUAGACUGCCUGAAGAAAUUCAAUGCAAGAAGGAAACUUAAGGGGGCCAUUUUGACAACUAUGCUGGCUACAAGAAACUUUUCAGCAGCCAAGAGUUUACUGAAGAAACCAGAUGGAGUGAAGAAAAGGAAGUCCAGUUCGAGUGUUCAGAUGAUGAUAAACAACAAAACCAACGUGGUAACCAGCCCCAAAGAAAAUAUUCCUACCCCGGCGCUGGAGCCCCAAACUACCGUAAUCCACAACCCAGAUGGAAAUAAGGAAUCAACAGAGAGCUCCAACACAACCAUUGAAGAUGAAGAUGUAAAAGCUCGUAAGCAGGAGAUUAUCAAGGUUACUGAGCAGUUGAUUGAAGCUAUCAAUAAUGGGGAUUUUGAAGCCUAUACGAAGAUUUGUGACCCAGGCCUUACCUCAUUUGAACCAGAAGCUUUGGGAAAUCUUGUAGAGGGUAUGGAUUUCCACCGGUUUUACUUUGAGAAUGCUUUGUCUAAGAGCAACAAGCCAAUCCACACCAUUAUUCUGAAUCCUCAUGUCCACCUUGUGGGUGAUGACGCUGCCUGCAUUGCAUAUAUACGGUUGACACAAUACAUGGAUGGAAGUGGAAUGCCAAAGACGAUGCAGUCUGAAGAGACACGAGUCUGGCACCGACGUGAUGGAAAAUGGCAAAAUGUUCACUUUCACCGUUCAGGAUCACCAACAGUACCUAUCAACUAAAUGUCCGUGGUGCCAUGUUUGCAUCUUCUGUACUCUGCACUCAGUUGGCUACCAUCUGGGCUACCCCAUUGUCCUCUUCAUGCAUGUUUUUUGAGUGCAUGAAGCUGUGGAGUUUCUACAUGUGAUCCAUUUAUGAUGAAUCAUUUUGUUAUAUAUUCCAUUGGUAUCUUUGGUUUACACUUCUGUGGAGGGGAUGUUCCAUACAAUUUAAAAUGGUAAAAUAAGACAGGAAGGUGGGGGGGGGAUCAAAAUGUGAGAAUAUAAACAGAGUAUAUCUCUCAUGCCAAAAUAUCAUCACACACACAACUUAUGAAAAUGAAGGGUUUUGUUUUUAAGUAUCAUUUUCUGUUUGUUUUCUGGCUGACAUUUAAGAAGACUAUUGCUUUGGACAUAGUCAAAAUAUUGAAAUCCCUACAAACAGCAGCUUUGCUGUUACAGGAUGUAUGGGUAGAAAUACUGGUAUGGACAGAAGCCUUUCAGUGGGCAUGAGGUGAGGAAACCCAUUUUAGCUUUGUAUGAGCAGGGGGAAAAAAGGCAUAAUUUACUAGCUGGACUCAGUAAAAUGAUCUGUCACUGUUGUCCAACCAUAGCUUUGUUUUAACUGCAAAAAAAAAUAACUCUUCUAGUUUGAAAGCUGAUCAGCGAACAGGUACAAAAUGGUUUUUGAUGAGUAAAAUGAAGGGUAAAAUAAAUAAUUUUUUAUCAUUUUCUGGAUGUACAGUUCCAUAUAUUAAAGCAAGCUGUAGAUGAGGUUUUUUUUUUAAUUGAUGCACUAGUCAAGGUGUGUGGUAACUUAGGACAGUUAGGCCUUAACAGCUUAGGGUCAAGAGUUUACUUGUCUACAUUUUGUUUAUAGCAAUUUCUUACCUGACAAAAAUAAACUACCAGGAAGACAUCAAUUUUUAAAUAGUACUGUCACAGUUCUACCACAAUACCUUUAUCCAUUUUCUCAUGGCUUAUAAACCUCCUUGAACAGCGUGGAAUAAAAUAAUCAUAGCCGCUUUAUUAACUCUUUUGUUCCAUUGUUGCAUAUAUUAUACCUGUAAAAUUAGCAGGAAAUAUAUUCAAUGUUGAUUUAGAACAGAUUGCGCAAUUGCUGUUUGAUUACUUCUGUUGUGUUAAUGUAUAAAUGAUAUUCCCGCAAGCAUUUGGUCCUAUAGGUUUUUAACAAAAAUAGAGGGCUUUUUUAAAAAGAUUUUUAUUUGAUUGUUCACUCUGGUUAACAGUGGAACUAAAAGUUUUCUGUAACAUUGUAUAGCGCAUGAUAUUUUGAUCAAUGUUCUUUUUAGUAACUAAAAUGUACAACUUGCAGCAACCUGACAUUUUUCAAGCAGAGAGAAAAUUUUCCCAAUUUAUAUAACUUCCAAGUCUCUGCGUUGGUUGUUGAUCAAAAGCAGAACUUAUUCUGUACACUCUGAUGUAGUAAGCAUAUGUUAACGGGUUAAGGGAAACUGAAUCUUUUCAGGUGAUGUUUAAUACAUCUUUUCAUCCCGCUGAAAUAUUUUUAGCAAGCAUCUACAAUAAACGUCUUGAGCCAUAUUAACCUGCCAAUGAGAUCUGUGAAAAGCAACGGCCUCAUGCAUUUUGUUUUUUAAAAAAACUAACUAUUUUAUUUUUUUGUGAAGCGGUUUUAAGCGGUAUAGCUGUAUUUUACAUUUAACAAACAUUAGGUGUGGAAGAGUUUUUUAAAAACACUUUUACCAUAGCAUGUGGUGUUGCCAUAUUACUCUAGGUCAAGUCUGUUUUUCACACUGAGAUGUGAGAAAAGUCAUGUGAGUAGCUUUCUAUGUUCUAACUGAAUUAUACACCUAACCCUUUGUCAUUUCAAAACACCACAAUUUAUCAUGGGACACAGUGUGUGUGUGUAUAUAUAUAUAUAUAUAUUUCUUGCCAUAAUGGUAAAGAACUGACUGAUAUAUUUAAGAAUUAAUAAAUUUGUGAUUUCUGCUGAAA
Sphaerodactylus townsendi is the source of this 4563-nucleotide messenger RNA. It is a transcript of the gene CAMK2D, whose product is annotated as calcium/calmodulin dependent protein kinase II delta. NCBI's taxonomy places the organism in Eukaryota, Metazoa, Chordata, Lepidosauria, Squamata, Sphaerodactylidae. The coding region runs from base 1036 to 2610 and encodes 524 amino acids. Gene Ontology annotation, molecular function: calmodulin binding; ATP binding; calcium/calmodulin-dependent protein kinase activity. Gene Ontology annotation, biological process: protein phosphorylation. The record is from RefSeq and is a predicted model, not a curated record. Gene Ontology annotation, cellular component: neuron projection; cytoplasm. The transcript has 21 exons.